AUGACAGUGGAGGACCUCUUUGUCUCUGCAGCCCGUAACUCUCUGCGUUCUGGUAGAAAGGGUCUCUCCGUGGCUCAAAGUCUGAAUCUUGCUGCUCAGGUCUUGACUGUGGAUCUGGGGCUGAAGCCUGCUCUCCUGUACGACAGCAACGCUGCCUGUGCCGAACAGCUCCAGCGGUACCUGAGCUGCCUACGGUCUCUCCAGCUCGUGUCUCAAUCCCUCCUCACGCUGGAUUUAAAUGGAAACAGUCUCAUUAUCAACGCAGAUGCCCUCAGAUCUAAUUUAGAGAAGAUGCUUUGUGACGGUGGUCCGCCUGUUGUAAAUGUCUCUGUGUCUUUGGAGAAGCCCACCAUCUCUAAUGCUCAGAGAAGAUGGCUGACAGGUGUGGUGGCAGAUUUUCUGCUCCUUCUGGAGGAGUUUCAGCGACACGACCAGGCUGAUAAACCUCUUCAUGUUGGGGAGAAAUCUGAAGAUUGGAACCUGUGCACCAUAUUUGGUCUCUUACUGGGUUACCCAGUCACCUACUGGUUUGAUCAGGCCAGGAGCUUUGAAAACUGUCUGUCCAUGACGCCGCUGGUGGUGGCUACGGCAUCAGCAGCAUGGCAGACGGACGGCAACGCUCACAGGUUCUGUCUGUAUUCGUUCAGUGUUCCCGCCGCUCUGCAGGAGGAGACUCAGCCCGAGCUGGAGAACUGGAGGUUCAGGCUGCAGGAGAGAUUUGAGCAGCAAAGCAUCAUGAAGGAUCUCAGUAUCAGUCAGUCCACAGUCACUCUUCCCUCCAUCUGUUUGUAAUUCAAUAACAAAGUUAGGUUUAAAAUGAAAUAAAAUGCUCUUGAAUCCGA
Gambusia affinis (western mosquitofish) is the source of this 842-nucleotide messenger RNA. RefSeq names its product linkage group 07 C1orf74 homolog (gene lg07h1orf74). The record is from RefSeq and is a predicted model, not a curated record. NCBI's taxonomy places the organism in Eukaryota, Metazoa, Chordata, Actinopteri, Cyprinodontiformes, Poeciliidae. The coding region runs from base 1 to 792 and encodes 263 amino acids. The transcript has a single exon.